AUGGUGGUCAAUGUUUUGCUGACAAGAAGAAUCCAAAAAGCUAUUGUAGACGUUCAAGAAAGCGGUGAAACACCAAAAGAAUUAUCAGAUAGGUUAUCAGAAUAUUGUUCAAAGGAUCUUGAUGGAAAUAAAGAUAAGGAAGCAAGCAUCGAGUUCUCCCUCGUACGUGAAGUUUGGCAACUUUUGAAGAAAAACUCUUUUCGAUCAGGUGAGGACAAGUUGAUCUAUUUACAUGAACUACUAGAGGGUAGUGAAGUCUAUGUUUCACCGCCAAAACCACCCGAGAGGAAUCCAGAGCUUGUGGCUCGUCUAAAGAAAUUACAAGCACAGCAAGACAGAUUAAAAUAUGAUGCCAUGGUUUCAAACUUAGGACCAAAGUAUGACGCAGCAAAAGAAUUAGGAACAGAAGUGAGAACUACGUCAAAGCAACUGUCAUCAAUAUUCAACUUCCUUGUCAGUAUUGCAGCAGCAUUUGUCUUUGGGUUUAUCGCUUCACAAUAUGCCUUCCCGAAUCUUGGAAUGAGAGUCAUCAUUGGUAUCAUCAUGGCCUGUGUUGUGGCAAUAGCAGAUAUAUACUUCAUGGCAAGAACAGAGAUUUAGUACCUACAGCAUAUUGUAUGUUAUAAGAAUAAAAAUGUAAAUAAAAUUAUCAGACUUAUAGCAGA
Exaiptasia diaphana is the source of this 665-nucleotide messenger RNA. Its product is annotated as transmembrane protein 199. The coding region runs from base 1 to 600 and encodes 199 amino acids. The transcript is spliced from 6 exons. NCBI's taxonomy places the organism in Eukaryota, Metazoa, Cnidaria, Anthozoa, Actiniaria, Aiptasiidae. Gene Ontology annotation, biological process: vacuolar proton-transporting V-type ATPase complex assembly. Gene Ontology annotation, cellular component: endomembrane system. The record is from RefSeq and is a predicted model, not a curated record.